Messenger RNA from Centropristis striata (black sea bass), 10297 nucleotides. Its product is annotated as la-related protein 4B-like. NCBI's taxonomy places the organism in Eukaryota, Metazoa, Chordata, Actinopteri, Perciformes, Serranidae. Gene Ontology annotation, biological process: positive regulation of translation. The transcript has 17 exons. Gene Ontology annotation, molecular function: mRNA 3'-UTR binding. Gene Ontology annotation, cellular component: cytosol; cytoplasmic stress granule. The record is from RefSeq and is a predicted model, not a curated record. The coding region runs from base 739 to 3072 and encodes 777 amino acids.
UGGACCCUGAGUCUGAAUGCAAAUUGAACUGAUUUGGUUUUUCUCCUCCGGUGGGGCGGGGCUUAGAGUGGCGCUCUGCUCCUAUAGACGAUCUUUGAGCUCUCCAUCACCGACACUAUAGACGAUCUUUGUGCUGCACACGAAAGGGAAAGGAAACGGCUUCUUCUCCAUUCCUCCUCCCUCCUCCUCUCUCCUCUUUAGCUGUACUGUGUUUGAUCGAUCGGAAGCUUUGAGACGUUUAUUCCUCGGUUUCAGGGUGUCUCGGCUGGUUUUUGGACCCCCUCCCCUCCUCUGCAGUAGACUGUGAGGGAUUUGCUUCGCGUGAAAUUUCCCGGCGCCAGAUUUAUUGAGCGCAAAGUUGAUAGGCAAGCUAGCUAGCUAGCUAACUCUUAGCUAGCCUACUCGCUAACUAGCUUGCAGUGCUGGUAGAGGAGCCCGUUUUCGCAGACAAUUUUGGGGGGCGUCGUUUUUGUCAUUGCACUGCAUCUGCUCGUGGCUGUCUCCACCUGGAUCCUGAAGACUAUUUACGGCGAGGUUAAGAGCGGGUAAGCCGGUUUGCUCCUAGCUAGCGUGCUCUAACAGCCUGCUAGCUAAUACCCUGCGUAUUUAGCCUGGAAGCCACUUCAAGGCCUCAAGUCCACAGCACCACCAUCAGCUGCCACCACCACACUGUUUGCAUUGACAGCUUACUUGGUGACACAGAGACUUCUCCCUGAGGAGCCAAGAAGCAGACGGCUCAUGACUUCUGACCAGGACACGAAAGUUGUAGCUGAACCACAGGUGCAGCAAGUACAAGAGGCAAAAGAGAACUCUCAUUUGGAAUCCGCCAAGGUUUCAGACCUCAACCCCAAUGCGAAAGCAUGGGCCAACCACAUGUUUAGCCUGGACACCAGCGGGAGUGCUGACACCACAACUGCUGCCCUGCAGCCAUGGAAGGAAGGCUGCGAUAGUUUGGCCGACCCCGGCCCAGAAGGCUAUGAAGCCAGUGAAGACAAGGCUUUCAAGGAGCCCCUACUAACCGACCCAGAUGAGCCUCCACCGGAGCCAGUAAUGCUGGCCGAGCCGGCCACCCCGGCCUCCGUCACCCUGGAGUGCUCCGAGCCAGCGUACACAGAAUACCCCGAGUCUGGGCAACCAGGGCGCACAGCAGGCAGUGAUCCCCAGCAAGAGAGUCCUCAGGAGGGCUUGAGGGAGCACCUGAAGAAGACCUUGGAGUUCUGUCUUUCCCGGGAGAAUCUGGCCAGUGACAUGUACCUCAUCUCCCAGAUGGACAGCGACCAAUAUGUGCCAAUUGUGACGGUGGCCAACCUGGACCACGUCAAGAAGCUCAGCACCGACGUGGAGCUGAUCGUGGACAUUUUACGAUCUCUGCCAUUGGUCCAAGUGGAUGAGAAGGGGGAGAAGGUGCGACCCAAUCAGAACCGCUGCAUUGUGAUCCUGAGAGAGGUUCCUGAGAGCACGCCGAUAGAGGAGGUCGAGGCUCUUUUUAAAGGGGACAACUUACCCAAGUUCAUCAACUGUGAAUUUGCCUACAAUGACAACUGGUUCAUCACCUUUGAAUCAGAAGCAGAUGCACAGCAGGCAUAUCAGUAUCUCCGUGAGGAGGUGAAGACCUUCCAAGGGAAACCCAUUAAGGCGAGGAUAAAGGCGAAGGCAAUCGCUAUCAACACUUUCAUGCCAAAGAACGGUUACAGGCCGGUGGAGGUGAACCCGUACGCCCAGCAGCGCUACACGUCCUACUACAUCCCGCCGGUUUACAGCCCGCAGCAGCAGUUCCCCUUAUACAGCCUCAUCACGCCGCAGGCCUGGUCGGCCACACACAGCUUCAUCGACCCCACGCUGGUUGCACCAUUUCACAACAACCAGUUCAUCAAUGGAUUUACCACAUCACACAGUUUCAAACCAGCGACGUCUCCCCUCACUGUCAGACACUACUCGCCCAGGAACAGGAAUCACAGUAAACCUCACCUGAGGCCGACCCUCCCCACAGCAGACCGCAGCGCCGGGCUCCUGGACAACCCGGGUCUCUUCCCCAGCUUCCCCAGCGAGCGGCUCAACGGGGUCCGCAGCAGUCCGCCGACACGACUCCCGACCAGCCAGCCCAGAACCAGGUUACCCUCCACCGCAGCCUUCCCGCGCAGGGACACCGUGGGCACAGGUCGAGUCACCGAGCCCACAACCCCGGACUACUCCCUGGGUAUCGGCAGAGGAAGGAAAAAUGUUUCUGCUUCUAGGAAAAAGAGGGACGAAAAGUUUACAAGAGUGACGCCUCAGUCGCCGCCGCCUCCUCCCAAACCCCCGUCUCCGAGCUUCGAGCUGGGUCUCUCCAGCUUCCCUCCCCUGCCCGGAGCAGCCGGCCAGCUCAAGACUGACGACGUGUUCGACAACCGGCUGGCCAGCAGCGUAGUUGUCGGAAACGCCAAGGAACGGAAUGUAAAUGCUGACUCCAGCACCGGAGGAGCGCCCUCUCCAGCGGGUCCCAAAGAGCCGCUCCGGUCCUCCAGCUCCCCGAUGCCCACAAGCUUCCAGCCCUCGCCGACCACCCCGACCCCGACCCCAGCCUCGGCCCCCACCCUUAGCCCUGCCGCCGGCCCACCAAACAGCCCCGCCCCCUCCCUGCCAGCAGCGGAGGUGAAGGUGACGGAGGUGAAGCCGAAGGAGGUGCAGCUGUCUGUGGAGCGAGUUCCCGGCACUCUGUCCACUGCAAGCAAAUCUGUGCAAGUCAACGGCGCUGCCACAGAGCUGAGGAAGCCCUCCUACGCUGAGAUCUGCCAGCGGGUGAAGGACGCCCCGACAUUACAGCAGCCGCCGACCCCCAAGGAAGCCAAGCCAGCCUGCGCCGCCCCCCCAGGCGAGGAGAGGAAGUGCUCGGAUGCCGCCACCCCCGCAGGGGAGGCCAAGGCCAGAGAGACAUACCCCCCUUCCUCCAAACUGGGCCCGGCGGCCGUCACCCCGGGCAGACCCCCGCGGGAGGCCCGGAGGCCGGCGGGGCGGUGGGCCUCCCCGCCCCCACACCCAGGGAAAACCCCCAGCAAAGAUCCCCACCACACCCCGCCCAAGUCCCCGCAGUAGGGCGCCCUCCCUGAGUCCUCCACCCCCCGUCACUACGCUCCACAGAUGCGUUUGAAAAAAAAAGGAAAUAUAAGUCAGGGCUACUCAAUACUUAUAUCCCAGAAUCACCAGUCACAGACGAGAAUAGAGGACGCCUUCUUUUCUGGAUCAGGGCUUGCAGACAAAAAGCACUUUACUGUGCAUGUAGAGCACCGUUUCAUUCUUUUUAUUCUAUUUAUUUGAUUUUUUUUUUUUUUUUAAUUUUCAGUUUUAUUUCUCUUUUUUCUCUUUUUUGCAUUACAUAGUUGUGUCAUCCUCUGAGUCGGCACAGACAACACUGAAAUUGAUUCAUUCUGUCCAAACGGCCUCGUGGGUUUAAAUUGUGUGUGAAGCAGCAGGGCAUUGUCCCCCCUCCCCCUCCCCCUGCAGGGGAUGAUGGGAAAGAGUGCGUACAGACUCCACCUUGUUUGGCUCUAAUAGUGAGGGGUUUGUUUGCAUGUUGAGUGGCACUGAUGUGCAACUUUAUGUAGCUUAAUUAUGGCUCAUAAUUAGCAGAUGUGUGUGUUGGUUUUUUUCAAAAUACAUAUUCACAUCCAUAUGCAAUAUUCAACAUCUAAAUCACAAGACUCGGACCCUCCGGUGUUCAUUGCUCUGAUUGUUUUUGCAGAUUUAUUUACACCAGAUGACGUUCGUUUGUUUGUUUGUUGAUGAUUUCAGCAGCUCAGCUUCGUCUGUUGACUAUCGGUACAGUUGCUCCUGGUGAUUUCUUCCUCCGAUCAUUUUCUGUGUAAAGAAUCACCUCCCUCUGCUGUGUUGUUGUUUUUUUUACUGUGUGCUAACACUGCUAACUGGCUAGCUGUAUAGCACAGCAUCGUAUCUUAACGGCCGUGAUGGGAUAUCAGUGCUGUUUUCGUUUUGUUUUUUUAGCGUCAGACAAGAAGGGCAUGUUUAUCUGCAACCAAAACUUUAGGCAUCGAGCAGUUGUGUCAGUAGAAAAAUGUCUUGGUGUUUUUGUUCAGUUGCUCGCAGUGCGUGUGUCUUUAUGAGUCAGGGGAAGCUACAUUUCCUGGGCAUUGCUUCUUUAUUUUUGAGACAAAAUAGCUUGUUCCUAUUAAAAACUGUGGAAUUAAACUAUCAGCAGGCACAUACUGUCAGAGGAGGAGGCAGGGUGGGUUAAAGGCUGACACAUAAAAAAAUAAAAAACGGCUGUGACGAUGAAGCAGCUGCUUCUCGUCUGAAGCGGUUUGGGUGAGGAAACACUGUUGAGCUGUGGAGGAAUUAACACUCACCUGUUUGCCACUGUGACAGCUAACGAACUGUCAGGAGGAGGAGGAGGAGGGAUUUGUGGCUCUACGGGGGAGAAAGAGUGUUAGUCUCCUGCCUGGAAGUAGAGUGGGAUCAUUAUUUUUCUUUAUUCUAGAUAUGGUGCUAGACAUCGAAAUCCUGGAACCUGUUACUGAUCUGAUAUCGUCUGUAGAAAAUACUUGAUUUUUACAUCGUCAGAACUUUUAUUUGCACUGUUAUCUCAAACUCGCAGGCAAAUGCAUUAUUAGACGAUCCUACCUGAAGCGGAAGAAAAAGGGAAUUUAUCCUUAAAAAUCAAGGGAAGAAAAAAAUGCAAGAUGCAAAUUCUUUUUUUUUUCCAGGAGCAAAUGAACCCUGCAGCACCAUCUGUGUAGACGCAAUCGCUGACGCCUUUUUAUGUUUCUGUUGUCGUGCCUUGUGGAUGCCUGUUGAACACACUGUGGUGGUGAAGGAAAGACGUCUGUGCACAUGAAUGCCGUUUCUAAGUAUAAUUUUUUUUUUUUUUGCUGAAAAGGAGCCGCUGCUCUUAUAGGCAUGCAGUGGUUUGGGAUUUUCUUGGCCUCUGGUUCUGUAUCAGUUAGGAUUUUCAUUGAAAGAGUGCAUGUAAAACUGCUGAAAUACGGAAAGUGAGACGGUUGAGUAGACCUAGAAUGUAAAAGCGAUGAAGGUAAAUGAAGAGUGGGGUGUUUUUCGGGGGGAAUGUAGUCGUGAAAUGUGAAAGGGAGCGUGAAAGGGAUUUGUUGGGAGUCCUGUCGGGGGCCUCACGUGAACGUUUUUUUUGAACCAAACAUCCUUUAAAGAAAAUUUAGCAAGCAGGCAGACGAGAGCGGGCGGGUUUACAGCAGGAAUGCAAUCAGGGAAAUCUGAAAGAGUCGUGUAAAAUCCAUCCUCAGGGUGAAGAUGUUCAGCUCCCCCUUUCUUCCUCAGCGUCCACUCUGGUUGUUUGUUUCUCCGUCAGCAUGCUCCCUCCUCGUUUUGAUUCCUCCUCUUUUGUUGUUUCUGAAAGAAAAGAUUGGGAAAGAUCGACCAAAGCACACGGACCUUCUUACUGCUUCACUCCUGUGGGAUAAAUUCCACCUGACGGGAGUUAAAUUUAAAGCACAGAGUGUGAAAGGGGAAAAAAAAAACCCAACCUUUUCACAACCUUUACUCACCUUGAGCCGGCAGAACGUGCUCCGGGAUGGAUGACGAGGCUCAGCGGGACUUAAUCGAGCAGCGUUUUCGGAUGGCGGCUGUUUGGCCGUGGAACAUUUUUCGAGUGAAGUAGCAAGAAUUCAGAUGCAGGGAGGAAACUCUUUGCCCAGCUUGGGUUUGGGAGGUCUGUCUACUGUAGCAGCCACUUUGGCAGACGACCGACCAAGUCUCUGAUGUUUUACUGUAUUCUAAAAAUGUCAUUGGCUGGAGAAAUGGUGAAAAAAAAAAAAAUAUAUAUUGAGGUUUGAAGUGAUAAAACUGUCAUAGUGAAACGAUAAAAGUUAGUUUUUUUGAAGCGAGUUUCCCUCCCUGAUCAUCGGUCGAGUGCUCGGGUUGAAUCUCUUUUUUUAAAAGUCACCUCAGAUGCAAAACACCCAUAAAAAAACCACUGUAUUAUACACAAUAUCUGUUUUUUGGGGGAAACGCAAAACCUACACGACGUGGGACCUCGCAUGUCUCGCCAAAGUCUUCCUGCAACAAGAAGCAUUCUGGGUAAUCCCACUAAGAAAAAACAUCUGGAGAGGGGAACGCUUCGUUUAAAAAAAAGAGGAAAAAAAAAAGAAAAAAAGCCUGUACUCCUGCUCAUAGCUGCUUUUGAUUUGGACGCUUGAGUUUGCUAAAAAAAAUAUAUAUAUAUUUUUGGGAUUUUUUUUUGAAGGACUGAAAUGCACUUGGAUGGGUCUAUAAUUUUUUUUCUCAUCAGUGGAAAUGGUAAAAGAGAUGAAAAUGCACCAUAUCCACUUAUUUAUAAACCAAUGCUGUUUAUUCCAGGAGAAAUAUCGUUAAGUUUGCUUUAUUUUUUAUUUUUUAGGGAGAAGAAAAUAGAGAUGCAUCAAGGUCUCUAUGUAUACGCAAAAUGUAAAAAAAAUAAUUUCCAUCCAGUGUUUGAGAAACUUGAAUUUUAUUUAAACUUGAAAAAUGACUUUGCCUUAACUUUUAUACAAGACAAGCAUAGAGUUUAUUUCUUUUCAAAAAAAAAUAAAUCCCCGAAAUGUUAAACAAAAUGUGACAAGUGGUAAAUAUUUAGUCGUACCGGACGUCACAAGUCUUACAUGGAGAGAGAGAGAGAGAGAGAGAGAGAGAGAGAGAGAGAGACAGAGAGAGAGAGAGUGAGUACAAAUCUAGCAGCAUUUCUUUCUUUUCCCUUUUUAUUUUGUUUUUGUAAAAUGUGCGAAUCGUUUUUGAUUGUUCCCUUUCUUUGUUUCUUGUAGUUUCAGGUUGUUUUUUUGUUUCCUUUGGGGAAAAACAUAAACCUUGUAAAUGCAAAACUAGUCAAUACUGUAUUCAAUUUGUGCACUUUGAAGUGUGUGCUUUGCUUGUACAGUUGUAAAUACUCAGAAAAAUAUAAGAGGUACCUUAAAAUGAUUAUAAAAAUAUAUUGAUCUUGUUGAACUAUUAAUGUCGCUAUCGAGCUGGAUGUAGGAUAUAAAAAAAACCUUAAUGUUGUGCUUUUUUGGAAAUGUUUUUCUUUAACAUUUUUAUUUUUUAGUUUGGGUGUGCAGAGUUUGAAUUCUGCUCCUCUCUGCAGGACGGGCAGCUUGUCUAAUUGUACAUCUUUUUUUUUUUGUUUUUGCUGUCUUUCAUUCCAUUUUUUUUUCGUACCUGUGUGGUCUGUUGCACCUGGGUGUACAGGUGCAUCUUUAAGCCCCUCCCCCUUUAUUCUCACUGUGCACUAAUUGGAAAGAGCCUGUGGUACUGACGAGCAUCUUAUUAAUGAACCUCACAAAGCUGCGUGUCCAACAACAUCCUCUUUAAAGCUCUGGCUGCUUUUUCUUUCACUGUUUACGCUUGAAGUUAUUUUUUUCUGAGGUUUUUUUUGCUUUUUCUGGAAGUUUGAAGCAAAAAAAAAGCACUACAUGUCAGAUUUUAGUCAUUUGUGUGCAGCCACUAAUGCAACUUAUACUAGAUGUAACGUAAACGUAAAAGAAUUGUUUUCCAGCAGAAUCGCAGAAAGUUUCCUCAUGUAGACGACGACACUAAUACUGAACAUAGAUAUACGUGUUCAUUCAUAUGCAACUCAACAGUAUAUAAUCAAACUGCAUUGUGUCCACAUGAGGUGGGCAGCAUGACUCGACAAUAUCUAAUGUUACACAAGAUUAAAACAACAGAGAGCUCAGGUUCUGCCACUUUUAUUUGGUUUCUUUUCAAGGUUUCUUUUACUGGUUUUGCUGAAACUUGAUUAGUGGUUUUCUGUCCAUAUUUAAAGAUGAAAAUGCAUCUUUAACUGCACUUGGUGGUAAUAUUUUGGGGGAAAAGUUGAGAAAAUAACAUGCUGGAGAUCCUUUUUCUGAGUCUGAUCUAAAUAGUUUUCUCUCCUGUGUUUAUGGCUGAAGAACAGGUGCAAAAACAAAAGUUUUUGAAAGAUUAUCUUGAUUAUCGGUUUGUUGUUGUAAUACUCUUUCUGACCACUAGAGGGUGGAGUGCACCACUUUUUUUUAUUUUUAUAAAUGGGACAAAAAGCAUUCACAUUUUCUUCCAGGUGUUUAAAUUUCUGCAUGCACUAUAAACAUUAGAAUUUAUUGUGUUUGCAAGUUUUUUUCUUUUGGCUAAAGUAUCAAAAUUGGAAAUAAAAGCUAGAAAAGUUUUUCCGGUGCAGAACCAAGGUUUUUCUGCGAUCAUGCACCACCUAUUGAACUAAAUUUUACUGCAUAAGUACUGUGAUGAAAUGACGCCAUUUGACCCAGUGACUUUGCCUCUUUUUACCCUCCUUGUGAGCUGUAUCUAAGGCUGAGACUCAUGGGAGAUGUAGUUGAAUGCUUGAGUUUUUCUUUGUUGAAAUGGGGCGUUAAAAUGUAGAGUAGAGGUCUCCAGAAGUGAGGAGUUAUCUCACUUUUUUUUUGUUUUUUUGUUUGUUUAUUUUGGUUCCGGUUGGGUCGAGCACAAAUUGGAUUAGUUUAAAUUAUCCUUGUCUCCCUCAGGUUUUUGUUAAAACUCCUGCAUGUAGGUGUUGGUUGUUUCUUGUAAAAUAUGGACAGAAAACCUCCAGGAACUUGUGGAUAAUAGAGUGAAAGCUUUAGAGAAAUUGAAGGGAAAACAGAAAUUAGUGGCAGAACUUUGAAUUUGAAUCGGCACACUGACUACACUUCGCUGCAAGCUGCACCUCCUCUGGCCACCUUUUUUUAAAAACUAAGAGCGAUGCCUGAUGGACACGUCCCAGUUUUGUCUUCAGACACGCCGGUGCUUCGAGGCGUUUGCAAAAAGAAGCACACGUGAAGCACAUUUAAGAACAUUCAGCUUGUAACUCGCACACCACACUCAAGCUGGGAGCUCAUUGGGAGCCGCCUGGAAACGUGACGACACAUUUUUUGGGAUUGUAUGAUGAAAACAAGCGUUUCCUAUCUGGAGAUGAAGUGAAAUGUUGUUGCAGCAGGUAGAAGUUCCCCACUCGAGUGUCGCUGUGGCGAAACAUCCACUCAGCCAAAAAGCUGCUGCUUAGUGUUGUUACUUUUUAUUUUCUGGUUUCUGUUUCUUGUUCAUGUUCUCAGCUUUCAUCACUUCCUCUCCUGAGAAAUAUAUGUACAAAUAAUUUUAGUUUUUGGGGACAGAAGCAGAGGCUCAACUUAACUGGAAUCACAGUUUUUUCGUUUGUUUUCAAUGUGUUUCAGAGCGACAUAUUUCUGGCACAUACCGUACAGUAACAUGCGCAGAUUUACAAAAAAAGAAGAAAAAAAAUGUCUGUCUAAACCAUUUGAUCACAUGUGGACUGCAUUUUGAUGUGGCAAAGAAAACCAAUAACUGUGCCAUUAUUCAACUGUUGUUUUUGUCUCGACUGGGCAGAUUAACCUGUACAUAGCUGAGCGCUUGCCACCCCUGGCCUCUUCUUCCUCUUUCUUUUUUUAUUUCAAAGAUUUUCCUGAAAGUCCAUCAAAGACUCAAUGUGACACCACUGACUGUAGGAGAUGUUUCUCGUGCGUGCCGGUGCCGAGGCGUGUUUCACCUUCAGACUUUUGGAGAUGGAAAAAAAACAAAAACACAGACGCUGAUUUUACAAACUGGGCAUCCCUGAACUGUGAAUGUGUGCAUGUGUGGAAUAAAUAAACGUACCACCCAGAAAUCCAGCUAAAGGUGACUCUUUUCUGAAGCGCGGUACCUCAGACUGGAUGCUUUCGAAGGGAUUUUUUUGGCCACGCCUCCCGGCAUUAACGCUCAUGUUGUGGCGUUUUUGAGGAACCCUUUUUUGUUGUCGUUUUUCUUCCUCAUGGACUUCUGCACGGAGCCUCAUAUCAGCCUGUCGGUCGCCUCAGCUCUCAGUCUCCUCCUUCCUGUUCGCCCAUUUUUUUGACAGUGCCAUUGUUUUGUUUUGUUUUUCCUCAAGGGUUGCAGCUUGUGAUAAAAAUGGACCCCUUGUGUUUUUUCUUUUCAUUCAAGAUAUAAUAACGAAUGCACACCAACUGACUGGAAUAAGAUCUCUUUCUCACUGUGGUUUAACUCAUUAACACUCGCUACGCUAACAGCUGUGGACAAUCGAUGACUCCUUCCUGUUGGGGUUUGGACAGAUAAUUUUUUGCCUAACGACACCUUUAACAGAUGUGGAACGGAGGUUGCGUUCAAGAGGGCUUCUUUCUUUUUUUUGUUGUUUUUGAUUUUUUUUUGGUUUUGUUUAUUUUUGGGUCUAUUCUUCCAUCGAGACUGGAAUCAAGCGUACAUGUCAGCUAUAGAUAAUUUAAGUUACUCUGUGUCAUGAUGUAAAACUGUCUAAUUUGGAGAAAAAAAUGUAGCUUACUGAAAAAUAAAGAUUUAGGCACUG